CGUCUGGCGAGAAGUUCAAGCUGUACCUAUCACCGAUCCUGAGAUUUGAAAAGUUCACGAGUUCACUGCUGAUAUGGGGAAAGUUGGUAGUCAAAUCGACCGGGGCCGAAGAGUACCGAUGCAGAAGCCGAUGCGGGAGAGAGCUUGCCGACCACCUGCCGUAUCGCAAGGCCGAAGCUAUCGACUCCACCGACCCCUCCGAGUGACCUUGAACAUCAAUCAGGUAGGAAAAAACAUACGCUUUUGGUUCUCAUCCAGUACAUUCUUCUCAAACAUCUUUCCUAUCGAGUCUUCCCAGUACAAACGUUCAAGUCAAGCACCUUCAAUAUCAAUUCUACCGCCAUGGGCUCCAUCCUCAUCAUCAACGGACCUAACCUCAACCUGCUCGGCACCCGCGAGCCAGCAAUCUACGGCAGCGAGACUCUCUCCGAUGUCGAGAGCUCUGCAAAGUCUCUCGCUAGCAGCCACGGUCUCACCCUCGAAACCUUCCAAUCUAACCACGAAGGUCACAUCAUCGACCGCAUUCACCAAGCCGCUGGUUUCGGUCCCAAUGGCGACGGCAAGAAACACGUCGACUGGAUUAUCAUCAACCCUGGCGCCCUUACACAUACUUCUGUUGGCCUCAGAGAUGCCUUGACGGGAGUCAGCAUUCCGUUUGUGGAGUGUCAUAUUAGCAAUGUUCAUGCGAGAGAGGAGUUCAGACAUAAAAGUUUCUUGAGCGAUAAGGCGGUUGCUGUCAUCGCUGGAUUGGGCACUUUUGGUUAUACCGCUGCUGUUGAUUUUGUCGCAAAGAAGAUCAAAGCUGGAAAGUAGAUUUGGUGGAUUUCCUAGCCGAAUAAACUUCCAACGAAAAGAUAAUUGGAGGGCCUAUAGAGCUCAUGUGAUGGAUUCCUCUCUCCGAGCCUCUGUGUGAUCAUAUGCAUUUGUCAUUGAAGCAUCUCAUCAUCAUUGGGAGCAUUUCUGAGGGCCUCUACAAUAACCCCGCUGCUAUGUUAAAGAUCAGGGCUCUCUCUGAAUUGCGUCACAUCACACUCGGACAGCCAGAGGUGGACGGGGUUAGCAAGAGAAGAUUCGAGUCCCAGCCGGCUUGAGAAAAGACUAUGAGAAGGCCAUGGAGAAACUAUUGAGGCUAUGUGAUUUUCUUGCUCUCCACGGCAUACCCACAAGACGUAUGUGGAGGCAUUAUUACAACGG
Molecule: messenger RNA, 1194 nt
Organism: Aureobasidium pullulans EXF-150
Lineage: Eukaryota; Fungi; Ascomycota; Dothideomycetes; Dothideales; Saccotheciaceae
Product: catabolic 3-dehydroquinase 2
Exons: 1
Coding region: 343-813 (156 amino acids)
Biological process (GO): quinate catabolic process
Molecular function (GO): 3-dehydroquinate dehydratase activity
Source: RefSeq, a predicted model, not a curated record